GGCCUUGGGCAUGGGUGUGUGAUUAGGCAUUCAGCACUCUGUUGACAGCAUCUGGAGUUUGGGAAAGGAUGGGGUCUCCCAGCGGGUCUGGUAGGGGCAGGGUAUGUGGGUGUGGUUUGCUCAUGUGUGUUUGUGUGUGUCUCUGUGGUCUGCACGUGUGUAUAUGUGUGUGUGUGUGUGUGUGCCUUGCUCUGGGUCAUAAGUUCCCCCCAUAUCCUGGGAGAGCCUGCAGGUCAGCUGGGAGCUGGGUUGUUUUUGUUUGUGGUUUGGGGGGAGGGUGCGGGUGCCAAGCCUGAGAAACUACCCGCUGAGUAGUCCCCGGAAGCACCUGUGUGUUCUCUUCCCCUGGCCUAGUGUGAAGGGUUAGCAAGGGGGAGAGUUUCUCUUGCUUCUCUCUUGCCUGUGGGGAGAGGCUAUGCCCGGGACGAAUUUUAUCCAGCUGUCUGUGCCCAGACCCCAGAGUACCCCUGCCCCACCAUGACUGGGCCACUGAAGAGGAAGUUUGACCAGCUGGAUGAGGACUCCUCCUCACUGUGCUCAUCUUCCUCCUCGUUGUCCUCCUCUGGCCGUCGUUCUCGCUCCUGCUCUCCAAGCUCUUCAGUCUCCCCAGACUCAGAUGAGGAGGGCCCCUGGGAUCAGUUGCCCUUGCCUGACCGGGACUUCUGUGGCACCCGGAGUUUCACCCCCCUGUCCAUCCUGAAGCGGGCUCCCAGGAAGCGGCCAGGCCGAGUCGCCUUUGAUGGCAUCACCGUCUUCUACUUUCCGAGGUGUCAGGGUUUCACCAGCGUGCCCAGCCGUGGCGGCUGCACUUUGGGUAUGGCCCCUCGCCACAGUGCCUGCCGCCGCUUCUCCCUGGCUGAGUUCACCCAGGAGCAAGCCCGGGCACGGCGUGAGAAGCUGCGCCUACGCUUGAAGGAGGAGAAGCUGGAGGCGCUGCGGUGGAAGACCCCUGUCUGUCUCUCACAGGCCUCCUCUCUCCCAUGGGUUCAGCUUGCAGAGACCGGGCUACCUGAGACGGAGGCCACCCCACCGCUCACAGUGGACGCCAUUGAUGAUGCCUCUGUGGAAGAGGACUUGGCUGUGGCCGUGGCCGGUGGCCGGCUAGAGGAGAUGACCCUCCUACAGCCCUACCCGGCUCGGCGACGGCGGGCUCUGCUGCGGGCUGCCGGCGUGCGGAGGAUCGAUCGUGAGGAGAAACGGGAGCUGCAGGCUUUGCGCCAGUCCCGGGAGGACUGUGGCUGUCGCUGUGAUCGGGUCUGUGACCCCGAGACCUGCAGCUGCAGUCUGGCAGGCAUCAAGUGCCAGAUGGACCACACCACGUUCCCCUGCGGCUGCUGCAGGGAGGGCUGCGAGAACCCCAAGGGCCGCGUGGAAUUUAAUCAGGCCCGCGUGCAGACCCAUUUCCUCCACACGCUCACCCGCCUGCAGCUGGAGCAGGGGGCUGAGAGCCUGGGGGAGCUGGAGGCUCCUGGCCAGGGCGGCCCCACCAGCCCUGGUGAUCAGGUCCUGGCCCCCACUUUCCCGCUGGCCAAGCCCCCCAUGAGCAGUGAGCUGGGAGACAACAGCUGUAGCAGCGACAUGACCGACUCCUCCACAGCUUCGGGCACGAGCGACGCCCCGAGCAGCACCGCCCACCCAGCCCUGCCUGGCCCUGGCUUCCAGCCCGACAUGGAUGAUGACAGCCUGGCCCGGGUCCUGAGUCUCAGUGACUCCGACCUGGGAGGGGAGGAGGAGGAGGAGGAGGACGGGGGGGUAGGGAACCUCGACAACCUCAGCUGCUUCCACCCAGCUGACAUCUUUGGUACUGGUGACCCUGGUGGCCUGGCCAGUUGGACCCACAGCUAUUCCAGCUCCAGCCUCACGUCAGGCAUUCUGGAUGAGAACGCCAACCUGGAUGCCAGCUUCUUCCUAAACAGUGGCCUUGAAGGGUUGGGAGAAGGCAGCCUCCCUGGCACCUCGGUGCUGCCCAGCUCAGAUGCUGGCCAGAGCAAUUCAGUGGACCUCAGCUUGUCUUCCUGCGACUCCUUCGAGCUGCUCCAGGCCCUGCCAGACUACAGUCUGGGGCCUCACUACACCUCCCAGAAGGUGUCUGACAGCCUGGACAACCUCGAGGCCCCCUGCUUCCCCCUGCCUGCCUUUUCUCCACCGGGCGAUGCUGGCGCUUGCUUCUUGGAGUCCAUCGUGGGCCUGCCGGACUCAGCUGCUGAGGCCCUGGCUCCCUUCAUAGACAGCCAGUUGUUCGAGGACGCUGCCCCAGCGCCUCUGGUGGAGCCAGUGCCUGUGUGAGGACUAGGGUAACUUUUUGUGGCCGCAAGAGCCCCGUUGCUGCUUUGUUGUAAUUUGGGGGCUCCCUGAGGUCUGUCAAGGGUUUCCCAUUGGCUGGCUCAUCCAUGCGGGCACUCCUGAUUUUUGUGCAACACUCUGGAUCGAUUAUUUAUUUUUGUAAUUUUCUGUGCUGAGGAGAGGGUGGGGAGGGGGCUUUCCCUUUCAGCCAUCUGGCACCCCCACCCCACCCCCCCAAAGCCCACACAGUCUCUCCUUCCAUUUCCACGGUGUGUGCCAGGAACAGGAGGAAAUAUGGCUCCCCUGGAGCUUUGCAGACCCCUUUUUGGUCUUGUAUGAUGUUCCUUAGCCCAAACAAGACAGGGCUGAAAUCAGCCACUUCUAAUGGCUUCUCCUGCCACCCUGAGCCCCAGACCCAUGGGUGGCUGUAUUUUCUGGACUGUGAAGACUAUAAUUUAUUUCCAUAAUUUAUUUGGAGACUAGGAGGCAUAGGCUCCUCCCCUCUGGCUGGUGGGCAGUGCUGGGGUUGGGGCACAGACCCCUGUGAGUCCCUUCGGUCUUGGAGUCCUGCAACCCUGCCACGCCUGGGCUUUGGUACAAACCAGGUGUGGACUGGGGCCCUAUGGUCUGCCGUGGCAGCUGCCUGGCUCCGGGCGGGGGGCUGGGGACAGCAUCUAGGUGUGGGGGCUGGGCUGACCAACCGUGACCAAAACCUACUUCUGCCCCACACAAUCCCCUCUGCUUCCUGUCCUCUGCCUCCUCACCUUCCUUCCCAAAGGCCACAGCCUUUAUUCUGGGCCCACUAAUGUAGAAGGGAAGCAGGAAGCCCACAGAGGGCAAGGGGCUAGCCUCGGGGCCCACAGCAUGCCCCUGACUACUAUCUCAGGGCUUUCUGGGCACUGCAUGCCAGCCUGGGCCACUUGCCCAUGCCCUAAGGCCAGUUGGCUGGGGUGAGGGGUGGCCCCUCGUGGCUUUUAUGCCUGUUUGCUGAUGUUGAAUUUUGCAUCCUAAUUUCUGUAUCGUCCUUGAGUGUUAGAACUAUAAUUUAUUCAUUUUUCUCUAUGUCUGUGCCAAGAACCCCAGACUCUGGGCCUGCCCUCUUGCCCAGGAGGCCUUGCCAGCCUGCGCGCUUGUGGGAACACCUUGUACCUGAGCUUACAGGUACCAAUAAAGAGGCUCUAUUUUUAA
Ailuropoda melanoleuca (giant panda) is the source of this 3471-nucleotide messenger RNA. RefSeq names its product cysteine and serine rich nuclear protein 1 (gene CSRNP1). NCBI's taxonomy places the organism in Eukaryota, Metazoa, Chordata, Mammalia, Carnivora, Ursidae. The coding region runs from base 478 to 2286 and encodes 602 amino acids. Gene Ontology annotation, molecular function: sequence-specific DNA binding; DNA-binding transcription factor activity, RNA polymerase II-specific. Gene Ontology annotation, cellular component: nucleus. Gene Ontology annotation, biological process: regulation of transcription by RNA polymerase II. The transcript has 5 exons. The record is from RefSeq and is a predicted model, not a curated record.